Messenger RNA from Aplysia californica (California sea hare), 1232 nucleotides. RefSeq lists its product as uncharacterized. The transcript has 3 exons. The coding region runs from base 471 to 1232 and encodes 253 amino acids. Gene Ontology annotation, biological process: adenylate cyclase-activating G protein-coupled receptor signaling pathway. Lineage: Eukaryota; Metazoa; Mollusca; Gastropoda; Aplysiida; Aplysiidae. The record is from RefSeq and is a predicted model, not a curated record. Gene Ontology annotation, molecular function: G protein-coupled receptor activity. Gene Ontology annotation, cellular component: plasma membrane.
GGAUAGGGAAAGGCGUCUUGUGUCUGUGUUGUGCACGCUGGAGGGAGCACAACCGGUUGCUGUGUGUCAUCGCUGGGAUUCUGCGUCGCUGGAUCGGUGGAUGAUGCUGUCAUCUCACACUACAGCUGGCUGAGGUAGAAGAUAGGUGAAAGUGUUGAGAGGUGUCCUCCACGUCUUCGUUCAGCUCCCGGCUACACCUUAGUUGGUUCCCCCAAGGAGGUGCUCUGUGCUUUGUUCUGUGUGAGCUGUUCGGGGUACACUUCAGGAUAGUACACCUCGGGAUAUACUGUAUUAUAUUUUUCUGUCUUGACAGAGUUCCCUAUUAGCGGUAUUCUCUCGAGUGUGAGGUUCUAGUGGGUAUCAGCUGUUGACGUGUACACACUCAUCUAGACAAGCGACGGCAUUUGCUGUUGCUGUCAUCAUUUAAAAAAAUAAUAUUAGCAUUUUUGUUUCGAAAGCUUGAUCUCAAAAUGGUGCAAAAUUCUAGUGUGUAUCCAGUUCAUGAGAACAUGACGUCACUAGACCUGGCUUUCGUCAUGAUCAGCAAUGUGACGUCAUUCCUUAGUGUGUCCGGAAGCCUGGCCAUCAUCUCCUGCUAUGUGACGAUGAAAGAGAUUCGAACCACCAGCCGCCUGUUACUUGUGUUCCUCAGUGUAGCGAAUAUCAUACAGGGUCUGGCGACGCUCUUACAGACGGGGACCUACUAUCGAUCUGUGCAGUUCCCGCCAGAGUCCAGCUUCCUGUGCCAGAGCGCGGCCGGCCUGAUGGUCUUGGGCCACGUGUGCUGUGCCCUGUGGACAGUGGCCGUGACCUUCUACCUGUUUCUGUGUGUGGCUGGACACUGCAUCACCGUGGCCAACAGGAUACUGUUCUUGCUGCACGCCUUCUGCUGGAUCAUGCCACGUAGGUCUUUGAGCUCACUCCUUGCUAUGGGAGACAACCUUCAGGGUCUGGUGAACGCUGUGUUUUUCUGCCUGGCCACGCGACAGAUCCGGCGUCUGAUGUACAACAAACUGACCAGGUGUUGCACCUGGGCCCGCGCGAACAGGAUCAUCGGCCAUGACCACUGGGUGCGGGUACCCUCCAUCGUCAGAGCGGUCACUCACAGGCGGCCACGCAAGCACAAGGACAUGGACGGCAGUGACCUUGACAUUUCGGGCAUUUCGCUCGACCUUCCAUCUCCUGAUGGAGAUCUUGGCACAGGGGAAGAUGACGUUAUCUUCGAGAGGUAG